UGUAGUUCAGUUUGACUCGGUAUAAAGUCGCAAGCAGACGACACGAAAUCAAUCGUAUUCUUUUGCAAUAAAUUAGUGCUGUGGGAACAUUUAUAAGUUGGGCUUCUGAUAAGCAUUAAUUAAUGUUAAAAAUCGUAUUCAGCCAAUAAAUUCCACAUUAAUGAAGGAACGAGGUUGCUUUUUUUUCGUGAUAAAGUCUAAUGCCGACACGUGUGUUUAUUUGGCCUAUGUGAGGGAGGCGCUAGUGCACGGCAGAUGAUUUGAUUGGAGGACCUGACGUCUGACUGCAGAAUGCUAGGGUGAUUGCAGGCUUAGCCAUCUUGACCAUCCUAAAAUGUAUUCUAACUUUAUAGAAACAUAUUUCGUGCGGUAAUAUAAUUUUAGGUUUUACAGUAAUAUAUAAAAUAUAAUGGAAAACAACAUGGCAGAAAAUAAACCACAGUUUGACAUGCUGCUUGGUGGAACCCAGAACCUACCCCUGGAAUUUUCUGUAGGGAGGUUUGCAUCAGCUCGAGCACAAGAAAUAGCAGCCUUAACUCAAGCUAUAGAAAAUCCUCAGAGGACAGGAUUGGUAUUCCAGAAACUUCCAAAACAUAUGAGAAGACGUGUCAUGAGUCGCACUUCUAAACGCUUGCCGAGAAGACUGAGGGAGGCACACAUACAUCAGUUGAGAAAAAGUGGAUUACCUCCAGAACCGAAGAGACCUAGCAGAAAGUAUAGGCGUCGUCCACAAAAUUUACUUCUUGAGUACAAUCGUCGACAGAAGAAAUAUGUCUGGUUGGAAACCCAUUUAUGGCAUGCUAAGAGAUUCCAUAUGACUGAGAAAUGGGGUUAUAAACUGGCAGACUUCCCAAAUGAUAAGAGCUUUCGGGCUUGCUAUCGAGCCACAGCUAAUCACUGCUUGCUUCAGGAUAUAUCAUACUAUAGCUGCAUUGAGUUGAAUGGCCCGAUUGACCAGCUAUUGGGUCAUCUGCAGAAGCUUACCAGUAAAGAGUGUGGAUUGACAUUUGAAGCAAAAGCAUUUUUAGAUGGCACACGAGAAGGUUCUGUGAUGCUGUUCCAUCAAAACACAUACCCAUGUGGGGCAAUAGGAAGGGUCAGUUUUUUGUGGAAACCAACAGAGAAACUUAAAUCUGAUGAUACACAAAUGAGUGAAACUAGAAUCGUAUGGAUUUGGGUGCAUCCUGCAAUGUAUCAAGAAUUGUUAGAUGAAUUAAUAAUGUUAUUCCAUUUUACUGUAAUUAGUAAUGCAAAUGAUACUGAAUUGAACAAACUGUCGUGUUCUCAUGGAACAACUGAUGAAAAUUCUUCCACUUCAGAUAUGAGAAAAUCAGAGGAAAUCAUAUCAUCACCAGCUAAGAAGAAACGUAAAUUUAAUGAAACGAAAGAGAAGAAGGAUGUGGAGAAAACAAAGCUUGCAACAAGGAAUGUUCCAUUUAUAAGAACUCCAAAGUAUCGAAGUAGUAGUGGCAGUAUAGAAAUGGUUUUGCUGAAAGACACACUGAACAGAUUCCGGCUUACUGGCCCUCUCUCACAGGCUGUACUAUUAGAAUCACUGCACACUGCCAACAUUCCAGAAAAUAUAUCACAGAAGAAUAAAACUAAUUCCAAGGAAGGGGAGAAAUCAUUAGAUAUAAGUGCAGUUUGUUUGCAGCCCCAUAAUGUGUCAGCUGACAAUUUCAAGAUGGGGAAAAGUGAGGAUUGGAGAAUGGAUUUUUUUGGAGUAUCACAUCAUAAGGAAUCAUGGCAUUAUCAGGAAACACUGUGGCAGACACUAAAAGGAGCAGUGUCACCUGCGCAGCUCCCACCCCAUUUAGUGCUGGCUCUCACAAUACAAGAUCCAAGAUUGCAACUGCCUUCAAAAAGAACAAAAGCUGUGCCAGAUGAGAAAGCUAUAUGGGGACUGGAGUCUGAAGAACAAAUCACAUCAUUGUCUUCAUUGGCUUGCGUGAGUCCAAUUUGGAGUCCUCACGUAAGAGACCUUGCCACUAGCUCCAUGAUGUCACUGGCUGAGAUGGCAGAUAUCCGCUCUCGCAACCUUGUACCAGGAUUUGUAUUGGAGGAGUUUGAAGCUAGUGUUGGAGAAGACAGUUCAAAUAUCUCCUGUCACAACUCAUCACAUUCUUGUGUUCCCAUUCUCCUCAUCCAGCGACCUGGUAGUCAGGAUCCAGUACAAAAGAGACUUGGUUUCACUUCAGGCUGGGAUGUUGUUAUGCCUGCCGGAUGGGCCUUACCUCUGUGGCUGGCUCUUGUGUUCCGUGGAGCCCGGGCAGGAGGACUACGAGAAUCUGGGUCUUUGGGAUUUGAGGCAGGCCGUGAAUUACCUUUUGCUCCUGAUACUGUAUCUGGCAACAGUGAAGCAGAGGCACAAAGAAUGCAACUGACUGAACGCUAUUUCAGGUUACCACCUGAUAAAAGACCAAACUAUGCCAAACUUGGCAUCACAAGUCCAUUCAUUUGUUCUUGGGAUAUUCUUGUCAAUGACUGGUCACAGAUGACCCCAGAAAACGUUGCUGUUAUUCGCAAUACAGAAUACCAGCCUUCUUCAUUCAACAUACAAUUCUUUGUUUUACGAGACAGAAAGAAGUUAGAGUACCUGAAAGCUGUUAUCAGUAGUCUGAACACAAAGAACAUUACAAAUACCUCUCAGAAUGUUCGUAACUUUCAUGAGUUAACAAACUUGUUCCCAAGUAGUACAAGCUGUUGUCUUGUGCCUGUAACAAUUUAUUUGUGUGGUAAAGGAAGACCAGCAGACUGUGCCAUGAUCUGUCUUCCAACAGAGAUGGAUGUAGACAGAAUAUCCAAGAACUUGCACAAUCCAGGUCCAACAGAGGAGCCCCAUAUAGAUGAACAUCAGGCAGAACGCAAGGAGGUGCGGGCAGAACAUAAGAAGUUAUUAAAACGUUUACGUAGGAAGCGAGUGAGAGAGAGACGGAAGCUUGAAGAUCUUGCUGCAGCAAUGCAUGGAGAAUCUGAAGUUGAAAGUGAUCAUAAACACAUUCCAGUAGUUGCCAAGAGGAAAACAAAUGAACCUCCACCAACAAAAGAUCUGACAGAAAAGCAUGAAGAAAAAUUACAUUCUCUUUGGAUGCCACGGACACAAAUGGUAAAAGAUUCAUGCAGUCGGACAGUCAUUGGUUUUAUAACCAAGGGCGACUUCUGUUUCACAGAGUCCCGGGGAGCUGGUCAAGGAUAUGUGAUACUUUCAGCUCUCUUGCAGUUGGUAGCAAUGUAUCAAAGGAGGUUAAGGGAUGGAAAUAAAUUAUCUACACCCUGGGUACUGGUAAGAAAUCCCACCAAUCUACAGUAUCGCUUUGGAGUAAUUAACAUUCAAAGUGCAAUGUAGCUUGUGUCACUGUGGAAGUGUAUCAUCAGUCUGACAGUUGUACAGUACUGAAAAUCUUUAUAUUAAAAUUGCUGUGUUAUUAUAUAAUUGUGAAUUGAAAUUCUUUAAUUUAAAUCCUUAUACCAUACUCACUUUAUUUAGAUGCACUCUAUUUUGAGUAUGUGUAUUUUCCAAAUGUGGUCUUUGCUAUUUUUCAUACCUCAGUGGCAUAUAUGUUCAUUUACUGCAGAUAUAAAUCCACCGUUUCAAAUCUAAUAAAACUAUACUGCUUAGAGUAAAUAAUUAUUUUUAUUAAAUGUUUGCCAUAUUGAAAAAUAUUUGAAGUAAACAGUUUAGAUGUUAACUGAAGAAGGGGAUUUAAACACCUGUACUGCAGGGCUGUGGCUGGACUUCAAUGGUUAAUGGUUAAGUGGUAUGCUAAUGCAGUGCGUGGCCAGAUGGACUGUGUGUAAACUAUGGCACAAGGUCUUUAAAGGCUAAAGAUAUUUUACAUCCUAUACUUAUGGAUCUAGAUAGGCAAAAUAAUAUGUAUUUAAAUUAAACCUGCAGUAAAAUCCAUCUGGGUAAAUAACUGUGUGAUGUAUAAUACAUUCUUCUUCGGCUACCAGCUGUGUCAGGUGGUUGAAAGGUGAAAAAACCAACGUUUCGAGAACCAUCUUCAUCUUCGUCCUAAGAAUACUGAAGGUACAGGAAUUCAGUACCCUGAGGAUGAAGAUGGUUCUCAAAACACCGUUUUAUCCACCUUCAACGACAUGCCAUGGCUGGCAGCCUGAGAAGAAUUUAUUACACUUAGUCACCGUGAAAGCUCCAGAUCAUACAACUGUGUGAUGCAUUUCUUACUUAAAAUUGUCAAAAACGAAGAGAUGAUUUAUUGCCAUUGCUUUUCAACUAUUUUAGAAUACACAGAAGGACUAAGGAAAUAAGGAUAGACUGGAACUGAAUGGGACACAUCAGUUUCUGGUGCUAAUGUGAAUUUAUUGUGUGAAAACACAAAUCCCACAAAGAGAAGCACAGAAACUUUUCAGAUGGUAGGAGGAGGUUGGUUUAGAAGUUAUUGAAAAAAAAAUCUAUACAUAUGUUCCUGCUAUCUGAAAAGAAUGUGGAACAAAAUCAUGACAUAAAGGUAGCUAAUAAAUACUUAAAACAUGUAGCAGAGUUAAAAUGUUUGGGAAAACAGCAGUAUAUCUAAAUUACAUUCAUACAUUACAUACAUGACGAAAUUAACAGCACAUGGGGUUCAGAUUUUCUGUCUGCCCAUCAGCCUGAAACUACAAAGAUGAAAAUAUACAAAAUCAUAAUUUUAUCUGUUUUGUAUGGGCAUGAAAUUUAGUAUUUUACAUCAAAGGAAGAAAGACUGUAACAAGACAGGGCUUGUAGGAAAUGUUUUGAAAAGUGAUGAUAUGUGAAAAUAGAAAUGUGCAUGCAUAACAAUGAACCCAUUAAAGGAUUUUAAAUUUUAG
Zootermopsis nevadensis is the source of this 4806-nucleotide messenger RNA. It is a transcript of the gene Pop1, whose product is annotated as POP1 ribonuclease P/MRP subunit. Gene Ontology annotation, biological process: tRNA 5'-leader removal. Gene Ontology annotation, cellular component: nucleolar ribonuclease P complex; ribonuclease MRP complex. The record is from RefSeq and is a predicted model, not a curated record. NCBI's taxonomy places the organism in Eukaryota, Metazoa, Arthropoda, Insecta, Blattodea, Termopsidae.